Molecule: messenger RNA, 3118 nt
Organism: Dama dama (fallow deer)
Lineage: Eukaryota; Metazoa; Chordata; Mammalia; Artiodactyla; Cervidae
Gene: PYM1
Product: PYM homolog 1, exon junction complex associated factor
Exons: 3
Coding region: 41-652 (203 amino acids)
Biological process (GO): exon-exon junction complex disassembly
Cellular component (GO): cytoplasm; exon-exon junction complex
Molecular function (GO): RNA binding
Source: RefSeq, a predicted model, not a curated record
CCCCAGCCCGCUCACGCCGGAAGUGGUUUGCGUUUUCAAGAUGGCGACUCCCUAUGUAACUGACGAGACCGGCGGCAAGUACAUCGCUUCAACACAGCGACCUGACGGGACCUGGCGAAAGCAGCGGAGGGUGAAAGAAGGCUAUGUGCCCCAGGAGGAGGUCCCAGUGUAUGAGAACAAGUAUGUGAAGUUUUUCAAGAGUAAACCAGAAUUGCCCCCUGGCCUGAGCCCAGAGGCCACUGCCUCCGUCACCGCAUCCAGGCCCGAAGGCGGUGAGCCCGCCCUCUCCAAGACCGCCAAACGCAACCUGAAGCGGAAGGAGAAGAGGCGGCAGCAGCAAGAGAAAGGGGAGGCGGAGGCCUUGAGCCGGACUCUUGAGAAGGUGUCCCUGGGAGAGACAGCCCAGGUCCCCAGUGCCCCACAGGCCUCCCGGGCAGCGCCUACGGCCGCCUCAGACCAGCCCGACUCAGCUGCCACCACUGAGAAGGCCAAGAAGAUAAAGAACCUAAAGAAGAAGCUUCGGCAGGUGGAAGAGCUCCAGCAGCGGAUCCAGGCUGGAGAGAUCAGCCAGCCCAGCAAAGAGCAGCUGGAGAAGCUAGCGAGGAGGAGGGCGUUGGAGGAGGAGCUUGAGGACUUGGAGCUGGGCCUGUGAGGCCCUGGGGAUUAGGGGAUGGACCGCAGAAUAAACCGUGGGCUCUCUGGGGUCCUGGGGAGCGUGGGCAGCAGCAGCCGGCAGGGGUGUCCCCGGACUGGCUCACUUCCACUUCUCAUGGCCCAACUCCGUCCUCCAGAGCCUAGCCUCUCCCUCAUUCCUUCCCUUUUGUCCCUAACUCCUGUUUUUUUGGACUUCUCUCUCUCUCUCUCCUAUCCCCAGUGUUCACGAUCUCAGUGACUAUCCCAGGUACCUUUGCUGCUGAUUUGGGUGUCUUGUUUAAAAGAAAAUUGGGUGGGUGGGAGUCUCUUGGAGAACUGAGGUUGAGGACUGGGGGAGCACGCCCAAGUCUUGGAGUCUUGGUUCCUGUUCACAGUGUUUAUGGGUUAUCUCCCCUUCCAUCCCUCACCUCUUUUUUUUUUUUUUUUUUCCUUUUUUUAAAAAGAACAGAAUAAACUCAAGUAGACAACAUGUCUUGCUUUGUCUCUUUUCUUUUCAGCUUCUAGUAGUUGUUUUAUCCUCUUCAUUUGGGCACAGGAAGCUAAGUGUUCAGAGUAGUGUUCUUUUUUGCUUUUUAAAAAUUACAUGUAUCACCAAAUUAGCAACACUGACUUUGGUACAUGUUUGUCAGACUUCAGUGGACAGAAAUUAGUGUUAUAAUAAAAUGUAACUUAGAACAAAUUUAAUUUGAUAUUAAUUUGCAUGUAUUAUCAUUAUUGUGCUGCCUAGCAAUGGAGCCCUAGUAUCUCCCUUACUCUUUAUUUCUGAAAAUCAUCAAUCAGGGAUUGAGCCUGGCCCGCUGCAGUGAGAGCACCCAGUCCUAACCGCUGGAGCACCAGGGAAGUCCCAGGACAGCUCUUUUGAAGUUUUACCUUGUUAGAUGCCACCCCAAGAUGGCAUUGUGGGGCAAAUAAGAAGAGGAAUUUACAGCCGAAAUUAAGCUGUCACUUAAUUUUCACAUAUCCUCUGAUUUCCACACAUUCACUUAGCCCAAUCUUUCUAGCCAACUACCAGAAUAGAAGGGAAGUCAGCCUUAAUGAACUAUCUGAAGAGUUCAAAAGUUCUUAACUGUUAAGGUCCCACUCAAUCCGGCCUUAUUUCUUGCCAUUCCUUAACCCUGGUCAAAUGGCUUCAAUUCGCUGAACUACUUUCAGUUCAUCGAAUGAGCCAUAUUCUCUCUGAGCGUAGUCCUUUGUCCCUGAUAGCUCCUCUGCCAAGAAUAUUCUUGCUGAUCCCUUCUCUUUAAUCAAUUCUUUCUUAACCUCUGGAUCUCUGCCUAAAUGUUAUCUUCCCUGGGAAGACUUCCGUUACCCUCAAAUAUUAAUUUAGGGGUCUUUUUUUUUUCUGCAUCCAGGAUCUUAGUUCCCUGACCAGGAGCCAAGCCCAUACCCCAUGCAGUGGAAACCCAGAGUCUUAAUCACCGGACCACCAGGGAAGUCCUCUAGGUGUCUUAAUUUCCUUCCUUAACACUCCACCCUUAGUGUUUAUAAUGCCAUUUAUUACAUUACGCUGUCACACUUAUUUUCUUGUUAGCUGUCCUCCUCCUCAUUAGAUCAUGCGCUCCUGGAGCAUUAGGCUUGUGUUUAUUAUCGUUGCAUCCCAAUGCCUAAUGUAGUGAAUUCUCAAAUAUUUGGCUGAACGAAUGAAGCCACAAGCCUUGUGGAGAAACAGAAGAUGAGGGAAAAUUUGUGCCUUGCACACCUGAGAGGUUAAUGAGAACUUGACUGGCCACCUCAGUGUGAGACCAAAGCCCAAGUCCCCUUGUAAAGUGAAAGUGAAGUCACUCAGUCGUGUCCGACCCUUUGCGACCCUGUGGACUGUAGGCCACCAGGCUCCUCCGUCUGUGGGAUUUCCCAGGCAAGAAUACUGGAGUGGGUUGCCAUUUCUUUCUCCAGCGGAUCCUCCCAACCCAGGGAUCAAACCCGGGUCUCCCGCAUUGCAAGCAGACGCUUUAACCUCUGAGCCAAGGCCCCCACAGUUAUGAAGAUUUUAAAUAAGAUUUAAUUAACUUAUAAGUAGGUGUUUGAUGAUUUGUAAAUUCAUAGGUUACAGAGGAAUCUAUACUUUAAGAAUUUUUUUUUUUGGCCAUGCCACGUGGCUUGUGAAAUCUCAGUUGCCUGAGCAGGGGUUGAACCCAGGCCAUGACAGUGAGAGCCUGGACUCCUAACCACUAGGCAACCCAGAAAGUCCCUAUGCUCUCAAAACUAUUAUUAGGGAGAGGCUAUUUGCUUUGCAACAGGAUUUCUCACAGUAAACCUUUAAAUAUCCUGGAUCUUUGGUUUGGUUAAAGUUUAUUUUGAUUAUUUGUUGGAUCUUAAUCAUUGGGCUAGUUUAGAGAGAGGCAGUUAUGAGCACAGUGUAUUAAUGUUGGUGCAAAUGUAAUUGUGGUUUUUGCAUUGUUGAACUUUACUGUUUGAUAUUGGAAUACAUUCUUAAAUAAAUGUGGUUAUGUUAUAAUCAUGUUAA